UGGCGGAACAGUUCAAGAGUUAUAAAAAGCCACUAUCCGAAGUCCAAAAGAUGCAGCCUUCUGCUGUUCGUACGAAGGGUUCCAAUCACUUCAUUUUUUUGAAAGGAUCUUCGUUAGAUUUCAAAAAAGCUUCUCGCUCGAAAGGGAGCAUAACCUCUGACAUUGCGAAUCUCAACAAAAAGUUGAGAUCUAAAACAUUUUCAAACAUGAUGAAAAAACUGUCGCGUCCCAUUUUCAAAACGAGAUCCAACAUGCCUGAGAUGCUGGAGCCGAGUAUGUCACGGAAGGCGUCCCACCACUGGCCAGGAGCAGAGUCUAGACUGCUGUCUCCAGUGGGGAAAACUGCCCAGGGUUAUCCAAUUUACAACAUUGAAGAGAAGGAUGCUUGUAGGACAUCAAAGCUAACUCCCUUUGGACAGAUAUGUGCUGAUAGGUUUUCGCGCCGAGCAACGGAAAUGUCUUUUGUAUUGUUUCCCAGCACGCCCCCUCAGCGGGCUUCCACGCUUAAAAUUUCGGACGCCGGUCAUUCUGCUUCUGUGGACCGCCAGAUGUCAACGUCUGUGGACAUGCGCGUGACAUGGGGUGCAGACUUACAAUUCUCCUGCGGCACGGACAAAAUGAUUUCCUCUUAUAUCGACAAGAGAUUCUCGGCCUUGAAUGAAAGAAGAAUCACCAAUUUCUACGGCAGGAAAAAGCUGCUGACUAAUCAGGAGAAAGGGUCUCUCAUGACCUUUGACUCCUAUAGGCCAGGGGAGUCUCUGUCCAAUGCUUCUUUUGGGGAACACGUGAUAACCUUCCCAGUCUUUAGAUCUGCAGUUUAUACUGGGAAGCCAGUGAAGCUGAAAAACUAUUUAGAUGACACAACUUACGUAGACACUCUUCACAGUGACGCAUUUAGUGAAUUGAAAUGUGACAGUCAUCUGUGUAUGAGUGCUGUCAAGUCUGAAGUUGUUACCCCGGAUGCUGAACGAAGAAUAGAAGACACCAUAACUCAUGCUAUGAAUUUCCUGGAUCAGUUCUACACCUCCAUUAAAAAACUGAAUUCUCCCGAACACAAGGCAAGGGCCCAGGAAGUGCAAUUGUCUAUCAAAAAGUCUGGCACUUAUGAUCUGACAAGGUACGAACUGAUAUUUGGAGCCAAGAUGGCAUGGAGGAAUGCCCACCGCUGUAUUGGACGGAUUAAUUGGGCAAAGCUACAGGUUUUCGAUGCCAGAGGAUGUACAACCCCAAAGGAGAUGUUUGAAGUGCUGUGCCAACACAUUCGCUAUUCUACAAAUAAUGGGAACAUAAGAUGUGCGAUGACAGUAUUCUACCAGCACAUUGACAAACGCGAAGACUACAGGAUCUGGAACUCGUAUCUCAUCAGCUAUGCAGCAUACAUCCUGGAAGAUGGCACCCUGAUGGGUGAUCCCAAGAACUUAGAGUUUACAGAGGAAUGUGUAAAGUUGGGAUGGCAACCAACAUUUGGAAACUUUGAUCUUCUGCCCAUAGUUGUGUCUGUCCCAGGUCAUGAUCCUGCAUGGUUCCCUCUUCCAGAGGAUCUAGUCUUACAAGUCAUGAUAACACAUCCAGAGUUCAGAUGGUUCUCAGAUCUUGAGUUGCAGUGGUUUGCUCUGCCAGUCUUGGGGGGUCUCAAACUGGAUUGUGGUGGACUCAACUUUACAGCGUGUGCUUUCAGUGGCUGGCAUCUGGGGACACAAGUGGCCUCUCGAUGCUUCUGCGACCACAACAGAUACAACAUUAUCCCUCUUGUGGCGUCCAAAAUGAGUUUCUCUAAGAUGCCCUUAUUGGCCCUGGACAGAGUUGUAUUAGAAGUGAAUGUUGCUGUUCUCUACAGUUUUCUGAAAGCCAAUGUGACCAUCGUAGACCAUCAUGGGGCCAGCAAUGCAUUUCUGUACCAUCUGGACAAUGAGUACAAGGUUAGGGGAGGAUGUCCUGCUCACUGGCCCUCCAUUGUGCCUCCGUUGACCUCUUCUCUCCUCGGAGUGUUCCACCAGGAGAUGUUAAUGUAUUGGUUGAAACCUUCCUUUGAGUACCAGGAAGCAGCUUGGGUUGGCUAUCAGUGGAAAAGUCCUGGCUUCAGUGACGGUAGCGUUAGCUCUGCUAGUCUAAAGAAAAAACAAGACAACUCCAAGUGUAUGGUGCUAUCUCUCAGACUUCUACCGGAAACUUUCAGCUCCAAAAUUAACUGCGUCAUUUUGUUUGCUACUGAGACUGGCAGAUCAGAGAUUUUCUCCAACAUUCUGCGGAAAAUUUUUCAAUGUGCUUUUCAGGUUGAGGUGCUACCUAUGUCCCGGUAUUAUCUGGAGAUCCUGGCUCAUGAGUCUCUAGUUUUAAUCGUAACCGACACUUAUGGGAAUGGUGAGCCACCUUACAAUGGUCAGGAGUUUGCUAAAAGUCUGUUUGAAAAAAGAGGAUAUGAAAUUAUUGGAAACUCGUUCUUAACCCCCAUCAAGUCUUACAGAACCUAUGUUCAGCUGUCUAGUAUCAAGGAUAGAAAUAACUUAGAAGUUAAAAACUUAUUUGAAACUGGGGACUUCUUACAAAAUGUCAGGUAUUCCAUAUUUUCCUUGGUAUCGGAGCAUUACCGCCACAUUGGUGCAUUCGGCAAAUACCUGAACAACAUCUUCCAAGAACUCGGGGCUUCCAUAAUUUAUCCCAUUGAACUGGGUAAUGUGCAUUUCGGUCUGGAGAGUAGCUUUUACAAAUGGGCAGACGGGGUCUACAAGACCUCCUGUGAACAUUUCAACAUUGUGAAUGACAGGGUUCAAGAAGUUGGGAAAAUUAUCAGCAUAGAGGAGCACAGAUGGAAUCCUUUGAUUUGCCGACUGAGGCCUGUGCCAACAGAAACAGACAGGGACCUCUGUAAAAAAUUAGGUCAUAUUCACAGCAAGAGAGUCAAGCCGGGCAUACUGACAGAGAGAACAUUGCUGCAAGCCAGAUGCUCCACUCGACAGACGUUGCUGCUGAAGAUAAAUACCCAAAAUGCUGAAGAGCUCGGCUACGCCCCUGGUGACCUUGUCGGCAUCUUUCCCACCAAUUCAGUAGCGUUGGUGGAGGGUGUCUUGAGGAAGCUGGAGAACACACCACAACCUGAUCAGGUCAUUCAAGUGGAGUUUCUAGACACUGAAUGUCAAGGGGAGAUAAAAAAGUGGAUCCCUUAUAAAAAGUUACCUCCCUGCAGUCUGCACUUUGCUUUGAGCUAUUUCAUUGACUUGGUUACUCCCCCUAGCCAGUCUCUGCUACAGCAGUUGAGCAAGCUGGCUAACAUAGGUAAUGACAAGGAAAAACUGGAGUUACUAGCCAAGAACUUGGAUGCUUAUGAAGAUUGGAAGUCCAGCCAUGUUCCAAAUUUUCUUGAGGUCUUGAAUCUGUUCCCAUCUCUGAAGGUCCCAGCAGCCAUGGUGUUGGCUGAGCUGCCCAUCCUUCACGAGCGCUACUACUGUGUCAGUUCAGAUCCUUUAAUGCAAGUUGGGGAAUUACAUCUGACUGUGGCAGUAUUAAAGUACAGAAACUCUGCAGGAAACCUGAGGGAAGGGGUGUGUUCUGGCUGGAUGAGCUCAUGUGACAUUGGAACCAUGAUGCCUUGUGUCAUCAGAAAGAAUCCUAAUUUUUAUCUUCCAACCAACAAGUCACUUCCUAUUUUGAUGAUAGCUUCUGGCAAAGGAAUCGCUCCAUUCAGGUCAUUCUGGCAACAUCGAACUAUUGAGCAGGAGCAUUAUACCAAAUCUGCAGAAGAUGAACGCGAAAUACUCGGAGACAUGUUUUUGUUCUUUGGAUGUAAAUCUUCUGCUCUUGACAACAUCUAUGGCAAAGAACUCAAAAAUAUGGAGAAAGCUGGCAUCUUGUCUUAUUAUUUGGCCUUCUCAAAGGAGCUCAACUUGCCAAAAUUGUAUGUCCAAGAUUUGUUGAGGAGGCGGUCAGCCCAGGUGAUGGACAUUGUUAUCAACAAAGAAGGUCACAUCUAUGUGAGUGGUGAUGUGGCCAAGGUGAAUGAGAUUACCAACGCCUUGGAGGAGCUUUUGGUAGUGGACGGACUGAUGAGUCCUGACGAGGCCGCAAAAUAUAUUUGGCUCUUAAAGGACUCUGGAGCCUUUCAUGAAAUCAUCUACGGCUAUGACGUUAAGACCUCUGAGGUCGAUCAGCCUAUGUCUCCCAUCGAGAGUUCUUCGGGUAUUGCAACACUUGAAAAUUUAAACAAAGCAAAGAAGUGCUGUCCUUGUUCUGUCUUAUAAAACAAGUUGAUCGCAGCACUGGCUGAGGAGGGGAUGUCAUCUUCAAUAACGGCUGACUUGUCAUGAGUGCCUGCAGCCAAGACUUAGUGCGUCACAACCCAAACCCGGACAGAAUUAACUUGUGUGUUUUAUGACUCUACCAUGAGCCGACAUGACUUUUUAUUUCCUGUGUGUACCCACCAAAUGUUAUGUACCCACCAAAUGUUAUGUACCCACCUAAUGUUGUGUACCCACCAAAUGUUGUGUACCCACCAAAUGUUGUGUACCCACCAAAUUUUAUGUACCCACCAAAUGUUGUGUACCCACCAAAUGUUAUGUACCCACCAAAUGUUAUGUACCCACCAAAUGUUAUGUACCCACUAAAUGUUAUGUACCCACCAAAUGUUGUGUACCCACCUAAUGUUGUGUACCCACCAAAUGUUAUGUACCCACCAAAUGUUAUGUACCCACCAAAUGUUGUGUACCCACCAAAUGUUAUGUACCCACCAAAUGUCACCCCAAGAUUCUUAUCAUGACCUUCAAGGUGCUAGAGAUGUGCUCUCUGUUGUGUGUUGAAUACUUUAUAUACACAUCAGUGUCCACAUAUUAAAUAUUUAAAUUGAAUAGGUCACAAGUCUCUUGAGAAAGGGAAUUCCCCUUAUGAAAAAAAAAACGGUUGUUACUUAAUUGGUCUUGCUAUUUUUUUUAAAUAAUAAACUGCUUUCAUUUAAAACUUGUUAAAUGACUUUGUGGCUGUCUCCCUGUAUUCUUCUAUGUGUAAUGGACAGCAUGAGACUACAUUAUAGAGUCUUUUACAUAACAUCUAGAGGCAUUUGGUGAAACAUAAACUGUUUCUUAUUAACUGGAAAACAUACAAGCAGAAUAAAGACUUAUGAUUAUAAAUAGGAAGUCAAAAUCGAGACACAGACUGGUGAUACAAUAGGUGAUAAUGGCAGAGAGAGAGGAAGGGGG
Molecule: messenger RNA, 5186 nt
Organism: Biomphalaria glabrata
Lineage: Eukaryota; Metazoa; Mollusca; Gastropoda; Planorbidae
Product: nitric oxide synthase-like
Exons: 27
Coding region: 51-4235 (1394 amino acids)
Biological process (GO): nitric oxide biosynthetic process
Molecular function (GO): heme binding; calmodulin binding; FMN binding
Source: RefSeq, a predicted model, not a curated record